Molecule: messenger RNA, 2021 nt
Organism: Benincasa hispida (wax gourd)
Lineage: Eukaryota; Viridiplantae; Streptophyta; Magnoliopsida; Cucurbitales; Cucurbitaceae
Product: UPSTREAM OF FLC protein (DUF966)
Source: RefSeq, a predicted model, not a curated record
UGUUUGUCCGCCGUAUCUCCAUUUUAUUUGAAUUCCUUCUUCUUCUUCUUCUCCAUCUCUAUAAAUUCCUUCCCAUUCCCUUCACCAUUCUCAAGCUCUGUAACUCACCAACAAUGGCGGUCGCUUCCAGACCCACUCUCACAGACCUUCACAUCCCCAAGCUAUGGAAGGACAGAGACACUACCAGCCCCGAACGCACCAAAGUCUGGACCGAACCCAAGCUCCGUUCCGACAGAAAAGUCCCCGUCGUUUACUAUCUCUCCCGCAAUGGCCUCCUCGAACACCCGCAUUUCAUGGAGGUUCCUCUUUCCUCCUCCGAAGGCCUCUAUCUCCGAGAUGUUAUCAAUCGUCUCAACGUUCUUCGUGGAAAUGGAAUGGCUAGUGCGUAUUCCUGGUCUUCCAAAAGGAGCUACAAGAAUGGGUUUGUGUGGCAUGAUUUGUCUGAGAAUGAUUUCAUUUAUCCAUUGCAUGGUAAGGAAUAUGUUCUCAAAGGAUCUGAGCUUCUUCAUUCAUCUUUAGAAUGUCGAGUUCAAGGAUCGGAAUCUUCUAGGUCUUUAAGGCCACCACCGGAGAUUCAUAAACUCGGUAGCGAAGAUUCCGAUUCUCCGAUCCUCUCUCGCCGACGGAAUCAAUCAUGGAGUUCCGUCGAUUUCCAUGAGUAUAAAGUCUACAAGACUGAUUCUAGCUCUGAUUCGUCGGCUAAAGCUGCUGCGGCGGAUGCUUCUACUCAAACUGAAGAGAAGCACCGGCGGAGGAGACGAGCGGCGAGGGAGGAAGAGAAAGAAACAGAGGAAAUAAACCCUACGGCGAGUACAGAGCUGAGUAGAGAAGAGAUUUCUCCUCCGCCGUCGGAUUCAAGCCCUGAAACUCUCGAAUCUCUGAUGAAAGCUGAUGGACGCUUGAUCAUUUCCGAAGGCGCAAAAGUCAAUCGGACGGCAGAGAGUUUUCCAAGCGGGAGAAUGAAGGCAUCAGCGGUUCUGAUGCAAUUGAUUUCAUGUGGUUCAAUCUCCUUCAAAGACUGUGGAGCUACAUCAAUGGAUGAUCAAGAAUUAGCCCUCGUUGGUUCCUGCAAACCCAGAGCCCUUCACGGUGGUGGGAAAGAAGGAGCAAGAGGGACAUCAAUGGAAAUAGUGGGUUUCUCAGGGGUAAGAUUGGAAGAGAAGGAAUAUUUCAGUGGGAGCUUAAUUGAGACCCAGAAAGUGAAGGAAGCUCCAAUAGGUCUGAAGAGAUCAUCUUCUUACAAUGCAGAUAGGGGUUUGCAGUUGCAAAUGUCGGAGAAAGAGCUCGAUGCAGCACGAGCAAAAUGCAUACCGAGAAAGCAGAAGACAACAACGACGAAGGAGACUAACAACAACAUAAGCGACGGGCCUUCCAUCACUACGAGCAAUAGUCAACAUGGAAGCAAAAGACUGGACAUAGAGCGACAAUGAGUGGAUCGAGAUAGAGAAAUAAACUCAAAUACAGAAUCCCUCCAUUUCUGGCAGCUUCUGAAACUCAAAAAACAAAGAGAAAGGAAGAAAAAACCAGGCAGUGCACCCUUGUAUUCAAAUGAGAAAAAGAAGAAGCAUUGUAAAAUGAGAAAUUUGAUUAGUUUAUUUGGGUUAGGAGUCAACAUGGGUGUAAGUGUAAGUGGUGGGGGUUGAAUUAUUUGCAUUAAUGUUGAUGAAAGAGGAGCAUUAAUCUCGAAUGUGGCAACUUUUGUUUGACCAAAACUAAAAAUUGAACAUUGGAAUUGCUAAAGAGGAGGGUUUACUUUUUAUAGUUUUGAGUAAAGAAGAAUAGAAUAGUAGGUGGUCACGGGUUAGAAGUAGUAUUGUAGGGGCGUCGGCAGUGCAAGGGCCGACAGUUGCCAUAUUGGAGAAAAGAAGACGUGACUUGUCAAAUGAGUUUUUUCUUUUUUUUUAAUUAUUAUUAUUUAUAUUACUCUGGGCGAUCAUUUGUGAUCAAGCAUUUGGAUGAGUCGGAUGUAGUAAAGUAUUUUUAUUUUUAAAAAUAAUGGUACUAAAAUUGUGUUUGUUAUC